UACGAGACAGAUCAGGACAGGAACAGCUUUUAGACUCUUCUGGGCACAGAGAGAAAGAAGAACACCUUCUUCUUCCUCAGAAUAUACCAGUCCGAGAUCGUAGAAUCUAUUUCAGAUCCGUUUACUGUUUCGAUGCCUUCACGCAGACGUACCCUCCUCAAAGUCAUCAUCCUCGGUGAUAGCGGGGUGGGGAAGACCUCUUUGAUGAAUCAAUAUGUUAAUAAAAAGUUUAGCAACCAGUACAAGGCCACCAUCGGAGCUGACUUCUUGACUAAGGAAGUUCAGUUUGAAGACCGACUUUUCACUUUGCAGAUCUGGGAUACAGCUGGACAAGAAAGGUUUCAGAGCCUUGGUGUAGCGUUCUACCGUGGUGCCGAUUGCUGUGUUCUUGUAUAUGAUGUCAACUCCAUGAAGUCAUUUGAAAAUCUCAACAACUGGAGAGAAGAGUUUCUCAUCCAGGCGAGUCCAUCGGAUCCAGAGAACUUUCCGUUUGUUCUUAUUGGAAACAAGGUCGACGUGGAUGGUGGAAACAGCAGAGUGGUUUCAGAGAAAAAGGCUAAAGCUUGGUGUGCUUCAAAGGGAAACAUCCCUUACUUUGAGACCUCUGCUAAGGAAGGCACCAAUGUAGAGGAAGCUUUCCAGUGCAUCGCCAAUAACGCAUUAAAGAGCGGAGAAGAGGAAGAGCUGUACCUGCCAGACACAAUCGAUGUCGGGACAAGCAAUCAACAGAGGUCUACAGGGUGUGAAUGCUAAGGGAUUUGAUUCUCUCCCAGAAGAAUGCUUUUGAGUUCAACAAUGGGAAGUUUGUCUCUCCUCCCAUUACAUCUUUUCUUCACCAGUUAUCUCUCUAAAGAUAUCAUAUUAAAUGGCUGUACAUUGUUCUUUCUCUUUGUGGGUAAAAGAACCCUUCAAAGCGAUUUAACUUGUUUAAUAAGUAUAUUAUG
Molecule: messenger RNA, 944 nt
Organism: Raphanus sativus (radish)
Lineage: Eukaryota; Viridiplantae; Streptophyta; Magnoliopsida; Brassicales; Brassicaceae
Product: ras-related protein RABG3f
Exons: 7
Coding region: 133-753 (206 amino acids)
Cellular component (GO): vacuolar membrane
Molecular function (GO): GTPase activity; GTP binding
Source: RefSeq, a predicted model, not a curated record